AUGUCUUAUCAAGGAUAUGGCCAGCCCUACGGCCAACCGCCGCCUCCCCAGGGCUAUGGCCAGUAUCCCCCUCCUCAACAGGGCCAAUAUCCUCCUCAACAGCAGGGCCAGUACCCUCCUCCUCAUGGGCAAUAUCCUCCAGCCCAGCAAGGGCAAUACGGCCAGCAUCCUCCCCCUCAGCAGGGAGGCUAUUACCAGUCUCCCCCGCCCCCUCCCGGCCAAUAUCCCCCACCACAAGCGCCCUACGGACAGCCGCCGCCUCAGCAAUACGGGGCUCCUCCUCCUCAACACCAGCAACCCUACGGAGCGCCUCCUCCAGUGCAGCCUACGCCGCCGUCUAUUGGCUAUGGCGCACCCCAGAUCAUUCAAUGGGACGGCACCCCAGAUGCCCAGGCUUUGCGCGGGGCCAUGAAAGGCUUUGGAACGGACGAGAAGACACUGAUUAAUGUUCUCUCGCGAAAAGACCCGCUACAGAUUGAGGUGAUCCGAUCCACUUACGAGCGCACCUUCAAGCGCAGGCUGGUAGAGGAUAUAAAGAGCGAGACAAGGAGUUGGUUCGAAUUUGGUCUGGUGCAGCUUGCCCGUGGUCCACUGCUGGCUGACAUUCAUAACUUGUUCGAUGCCAUGGCCGGCCCGGGAACGAAGGAGAUUGUCAUGAAUGAUAUUCUGCUGUCAAGAUCCAACGCCGACCUGAGGGCUAUCAAGAGCGCGUAUCAGCAAACAUUCCGACGAAGCUUGGAGAACGAUGUCAAGGGUGAACUGAGCUUCAAGACGGAGAGGCACUUCUUGAUAGUGCUGGCUGCUAAUCGGGCGGAGGACUCAGCGCCAGUAAAUCCACAGCAGGUGGAGGAGGACGUCAUGAACAUCUACAGGGCGACCGAGGGCAAGGUUGGCACCGACGAGAUUCUGGUUUGCAGCAUUCUAAGCAACAGAAACGACAACCAGAUCCGAGCCGUCGCCCAUACCUACAAGCAAAAGUUCAACCGCGACUUGGAUACCGUAAUUCAGAGCGAAUUCUCUGGCCACAUGAGAGAUGCUCUACUAUUUCAGCUUCGUCAUGCUGUUGAUAAAUAUAUGCACGCUGCGCAGCUUUUGGAGGAUUCCAUGGCCGGCUUGGGCACCAAGGACCAUCUCCUCAUUUCUCGAACCAUCCGUUUCCACUGGGAUCGGAACGAGCUUGCAAACGUCAAGGGGGCCUAUCAGCAUCGGUACAAGAAGCCAUUGGCCACUCGUAUCAGAGGAGAGACAUCUGGCGAUUACCAGAAGCUGAUGGUUGCCUGUGUUGGAGAGUGA
Molecule: messenger RNA, 1293 nt
Organism: Trichoderma breve
Lineage: Eukaryota; Fungi; Ascomycota; Sordariomycetes; Hypocreales; Hypocreaceae
Product: annexin domain-containing protein
Exons: 4
Coding region: 1-1293 (430 amino acids)
Cellular component (GO): cytoplasm
Molecular function (GO): calcium-dependent phospholipid binding; calcium ion binding
Source: RefSeq, a predicted model, not a curated record